This is a messenger RNA of Melopsittacus undulatus (budgerigar), 4028 nucleotides long. RefSeq names its product KLF transcription factor 9 (gene KLF9). Gene Ontology annotation, biological process: regulation of transcription by RNA polymerase II. The record is from RefSeq and is a predicted model, not a curated record. Bases 150 to 851 code for a protein of 233 amino acids. Gene Ontology annotation, molecular function: DNA-binding transcription factor activity, RNA polymerase II-specific; RNA polymerase II cis-regulatory region sequence-specific DNA binding. The transcript has 2 exons. NCBI's taxonomy places the organism in Eukaryota, Metazoa, Chordata, Aves, Psittaciformes, Psittaculidae.
CUCCCUUCCGCUGCAAAGACCUCGCGCCGCAGGCGAAUCAUGGCUGGCGCUGCCGGCCCGACGGGCGCGCACUGAGGAGAGCCCGAAGCUACACCCCCCCCAUACAAACACACACACCCCCACCCCGGUCGUCGGGGCGCGGUCGCACCAUGUCGGCCGUAGCCUACGUGGACUUCGUGGCGGCGCAGUGCUUGGUCUCUAUCUCUAACCGCUCGGCCGUGCCCGAGGCAGCGCGGCUGAAGGUGCCGGGCGAGGGGGAGGCGGCCCGGGAGCUGCGCGACCCCCGCGACGCCUGGAAGGACUAUUGCGCCCUCCUGGCCAUCGCCAAGAGCCUGCUGGAACUGAACAAGUACCGGCCGCUGCCCGCCCCCUCCGUCUGCAGCGACAGCGUGGAGAGCCCCGACGAGGACGCGGGCUCCGACAGCGACGCGGCCACAGAGCCGGGCUCCAGCCCUCCCCGCAGCCCGCCGCCGGGGCCGUCCCCCCGCCUGCGCGCCGCCGGGGCCGCCCCCAAGGGGAAGCUGGCGGCCGAGAAGCGACACAAGUGCCCCUACAGUGGCUGCGGCAAGGUCUACGGCAAGUCCUCCCAUCUCAAGGCGCACUACCGCGUGCACACAGGCGAGCGACCGUUCCCCUGCACGUGGCCUGACUGCCUUAAGAAGUUCUCUCGCUCGGACGAGCUCACCCGGCACUACCGAACCCACACCGGCGAGAAGCAGUUUCGAUGCCCCCUCUGCGAGAAGCGGUUCAUGCGGAGCGACCACCUGACAAAGCACGCCCGCCGCCACACCGAGUUCCACCCCAGCAUGAUCAAGCGAUCCAAAAAGUCCAGCUCCAGUAGCUCCUUGUGAAGGCAGGGCCAGCCCAGGGAUGGGAGCAGAGGGGAGGACGCAGGCAGUGGCAUCAGAGCAUGAGCAUCCACUGCGGCGCCGGUCGCCCUUGCCAUCUGAAAGCAUAUGUUGCUGACAUUCAAAAAGUACUCCGUGCCCCUCACCCCAUCCUCCACCUCCCCACCCUGCGCUGCGAACAGCAGUGCAGAGCAAGUGGACUGUGGGGUGAGAGGAGGAAAGAGAUGGCCAGCAGAGGAGGUGAUGACCUCCUCAAUGAACGUUGAUGCUGGUGUAUAUACGUGUGACUGGAUGGUCUGGCCUGUGCCCCUGCAGUAGCGUGACCCCAAAGUCUUUGUGAUUGCUGUGUCAUGAACAUGUUUUGUUGAACAGUGUAAUGCUGCUUGUAUUUAGAGUUUGUUGAGUAAAAACACUUUCCGAGUCACGUAAAUAACUCAGAUAAAAGCUCCAUAGCACAUUGUAGAAGUGGGUUUACCUCUGUCUCAGAAUGAUCCUGCAUUUUAAGAGACUGUUAAAAAAAACAUUACAUAUGUUACUAAAAGCGUCUGAGAUGAUAAGAUGAAUUUAUACUCAAGAAGGCCCAUUAAAGUAAAUGGGUCUUUUAAAUUUUUCUUUGUAUUAACUAUACUUUUGAAUAUAAGCUGCACUUUUCCAGUAAAGACAUGUAUAAUUCAAGAAGAUACUUAAAGCAGAACCCUCCCCCCCCCAACAGUUCAGUCAUUUUCUGACCAUGUGUGUAUUUAGUUCUGCUAUUCAUUUAUCUGGAAGAAGACAAGUCAGCCUAGAUAUGUGGCAGGGGUAUGGGAGCAGAAGCACAUGUCUCUCCUUUGAUCCUAUACUUUUAAUUUGUCAAUAAAUACAGUACUGUACUAUAGAUAUGCCACUAACAGUGCUUUAUUCUGCUGUGUUUUGUUUGAAUGGAUGUACGACAGCAGUUACCAUCUUUAUAAACUGCUGCGCUUAUUUUGAAGGCUUUUUCUCUUCCUACGCUUGCCUUAAAGAUUUACUCUCUUCAUACCCUUGCCUAGCUCCCAUGUAGUCCUAUGGGAGUUGUGUGUGUUUUAUGGAGAGAAUAGACCUUUCCCUAAAAGCACUCUGCUAAUGGAAACUCCUGGAAUUGUUGUAAGGAGCACUUCUGGACGGCUCCUGUAUAUCUUGAUAGCUGUUUCUAUAGAGUGUGGGUGAAAACCAUUAGCUGACUGGAAAUACAGCAAGCAAGGUGUGUCGUUACACUCCUUAUGGUGUAAGCUUCUCUUGGUACCCGUGUCAUGCAUGGCACGUCAGACACUGAUAACAGCAAUUACUUUUAUUUUAAAGCUAUCUUUUCCUCUUUAAGGGGAGCAGAAAGAUCACUGAAGGAGAAUUUUCAGCUGUGGUCAUUUAGCUGAUUAUUGCAUUAUUUUUUUUUAUGUUGAAAGCAUAAACUGUAAGAGGUUAUGAGUGGUUUUCUCUUUUUCCCUCCCCAGCUGCAUAAAAGAGGGGGGAGACUUCUGUUUACACAUUUUUUCCAGAAACCUUUUCCUGUUACCCCUUCCUCCCAAAGAGGAAGGGGAGGUGCAGACCUGCUAUAGAGACUUGGGGCCAAAUUCAUCUUGUGAGUAAUCACGUUUCCACUGCAGAUGAAUUUAGGUCAUCUUGUAAAAUUCUGUACAUAAACAAUCUUGCUAGUACACAUGCAACUACAGCAUCUUACCGUUUUACCUGAUGAAAAGCUUGCUUCCUAGAAACAAACAAAAAAAAUAACUCGGAGAAUAGAGUGUUUUCUUCUACUGUUGUAUAAGGCUUUCAGCAUUAGAAAUCAGUUUGCAUAUAGUGUUUUUAAUCUGUGUAGUUCAUGAUAAAUUCCGUCUAUGUGAAGAGAACUGCUUUUAAGGCAUUGGGGAUAUUGAACAGUGUGUGGAGUAAAAAGGGAUGUGUUUUCUUCAGUGAAAACUUCAGGAAACCAAGCACACUUUCUACCUCCGUUUCAGCUUUUUGAAACAUUUAUUUUAGAAACCAAACUUUAAUUUCUGGUGUCCAAAUCGAGUCAGAAGGACAUCCAUUCUUCCUGAUAAAAACAGGUAGCCUUUGUAUUUCUGCUGAUUGAGAAAUACAGAAAGUGUUUUGCUUACCAGCACUGCUAAUGCUGCCUUGUUGAGUGGGGUCAGAGCCACUUGCAGCCCAGUGAGAUUCAUUCUGAAUCCAUCCUGCAGUCUGGAUUGCUGCCAUUCUGUGGGAUGGAUGCAGAACUUGGAAAAUUUCAGGCCUGACCCUGUGAAAUACAAGACACCCUCACAUCUUACCACCCACGACGGGAAGCCACAGCUGAUAAGCAGCUCCUAAAUCAGUGCAUACAUGUGUUGGUCACUUAGCUACCAGGAUUUACGGAUACAUAGAAGUAAUUGGCCAGAUCUAUGGUUUCCACCUUGUGUAUUUGGGGUAGAAUGCACAUAUAAAGAAACGUAGUUGUUCCUACAAAGUCUGAAGGACUGAACAGGCAGGGGGGAGAAGGGGGGGUCAUAGUGUGUGACAAGAACCUGUUUCUGAAAAAAGCCUUGCUAAACGGUAACCCAUUUGCUGUAACGUUGUAAUGUUUGCUGUAUUUCAGCGUUGGACAGACGGGAUUAAUGCAAUUCAUCAACCACUAACAGAAUACAUGGGGAUAAUCAGGUUUGGAGAUUUCGUUUUAUUGUUGUCUUCAUUUGGGGGCUCUGGGUUUUUUCUUUUAGUAAAAGCAGACAAUGGUUCUAACACAUGAAACAAACUGUGGGCUAGUUCUUUGCAUCCUGAAGAUGAAGAUUUGAAGAGCAUUGCAAGUGUCAGAAAAGAAAAGGAAAAUGAGGUUCUCUAACACUGUCUGUGCUUGUACUACUUUGGAAUCACUUGAUAGUGCUGAAGUUAGAACAGCUUCUCUCUUUGGUUAAGAAAGCCCAUCACUGUAGAGAGAUCAUGUCUUUAAAGGUACAACUAUACCACAUAACUUCUUUCUUCAACAGUUUUUCAUGACCUGUAUUACAGGUCUGUUUCCAGCUUGCAGAGGGACUUAGCCCAGCAUACACCAGACUGAACACACAACUUCAAAAUGCUGUUUUACAGACUGGCAAUCUGUAACACUGUAAAAUACCAACUUCCAACAGUUUAAUCAGUUUUAUUUUUGUACAGUAUUCGUAUCCUUUAUAAGUUAUUUUGCUGUCCUGUUUU